CAAAGUCGGUCGCGUCGCGUGUUUAGUUUAAGUCAGUUUUACGCUGGUGGAGCGCAGCAUGUUUUCGUCGCCUUUUUGCAAACUGGAAGCUAGGGAUCACUACGUCCCGGGUACUCCACCGGACUUUCAGCCUAUGAUCGAGAGUAACCUUCCGGUAGAAUCCUCUCAUCUUCAUCAUAAUCAUCCGAUUGGGGGAGAAGUCGGCUAUUAUGACACCUGUCCGAGUCAGCCACUGGCCGGAUCCAGUGUUUUGGACCGAAUUGGAUGUUUGUAUAGUGGAUUGUACGAAGGGAAGGGUGUUGCUUAUCCGCCAUUUUCUUGUGCCGACCGGGACUUGUGCUCUAGUUAUUGGAUGAGUAGAAGUUACAGUGGAUUUGCCGGGGGUGGUCAACAAUCUCCGAUGGUUUACUCCGGAUCGGAGUCUACACAAAUCCUGCUGAAUGAAAGUGACCAACAGGAACAACCACCGGCUUCUACUCCAUUGUAUCAGUUCAACCAGUAUGAUCAUUUAGUGUAUGACAAUAGUGCGGAUGAUGAUCGGAACAAAAGUAAUUUGUACACAGAGGAUGGUUUUCAUGGUUACGGAUUCAAAGUGAGCCAGAAUCAAGUGGUGAGCAAUGGUGUCUAUGAUCGAUAUGAACCAGUAGCAGCAAGUGCCAAUUACAGUGAAUGCUAUGAAAGUUAUCCAAGUGAGCCGAUCGGGAGUGAUCGAUUCAGUGGUAUCGGCUAUUGUGAAGAGCUUGUCGGGCAACAUCCAGAUCGAUUGACUGAGGCGACCAGGAUUGAUAGUGCAGUGCAAGAUGUUGGGGUCCCGGUGGAAAAUGAAUAUUUUUCCGAGGAUUCACAUACGGAUGACGCUGAAUCAUUACACGAUGUAUCUUCGGAAAUCAACCAAAGACGACAGAAUGCGUUUAGCGCUGCGGCGUCCGAAGAAACAGAAACCUUCACACGCCACCACUCGACAACUCCGCCCACGCCAAACAAAUCGCAGCAACGCUCAUCGAAUAGUUCAUCGAGCAGCAGCAAUCGGAAAGAGCGUACUGCCUUCACCAAGGCACAGGUCAAAGCCCUGGAGGCUGAGUUUGCCCAUUCGAACUACCUAACCCGGCUGAGACGAUACGAGAUAGCCGUUGCGUUGCAUCUCAGUGAACGUCAGGUCAAAGUGUGGUUCCAGAACCGACGGAUGAAAUGGAAGCGAAUCAAAAUUACCGGUGCGUCGCCCACCGACAACGCUACAGUAGAUCAAGACAAAGAGAAGCCAUCAUGACCGUCAUCCUUAGAAGGAUGAAACACACUGCCAGCUAGAGAUAGUUUUAUCA
This is a messenger RNA of Uranotaenia lowii, 1319 nucleotides long. RefSeq names its product homeobox protein Hox-A5-like. Gene Ontology annotation, biological process: positive regulation of transcription by RNA polymerase II. The coding region runs from base 59 to 1267 and encodes 402 amino acids. Gene Ontology annotation, cellular component: nucleus. Lineage: Eukaryota; Metazoa; Arthropoda; Insecta; Diptera; Culicidae. The transcript is spliced from 3 exons. The record is from RefSeq and is a predicted model, not a curated record. Gene Ontology annotation, molecular function: RNA polymerase II cis-regulatory region sequence-specific DNA binding; DNA-binding transcription factor activity, RNA polymerase II-specific.